Messenger RNA from Pseudocercospora fijiensis CIRAD86, 2313 nucleotides. RefSeq lists its product as uncharacterized. The transcript is spliced from 4 exons. Bases 328 to 2199 code for a protein of 623 amino acids. The record is from RefSeq and is a predicted model, not a curated record. NCBI's taxonomy places the organism in Eukaryota, Fungi, Ascomycota, Dothideomycetes, Mycosphaerellales, Mycosphaerellaceae.
CGAGAAACCGGCACCACGCGCCUAGCGAUGCAGCACUCAUGCUGCCAAGGAAGCCAAAUCAACGAAAGAGGUGUUAAGCAACGCUCAAUAAUACAACGCCGAUGAUUGGUGCUUUGCAUCUUCUACGCGAUCGGCCGUGCGGCUUCUUCGAGCCAUCGACGGCAUCCUGGGAGAGCUCACUCACGACCGGACACCGGCGCCUCUGCUGCGAUGAAAUCUUGAUUGCGGCAGGGCUCAUUCAUAAGGACUAGCUGACCGCCCAAGAUGUGAGAGCGGGAGGGGGAGGCCACACUUCAUUCACUCGCUCCGCCUGAGAUUCUGGCCAAGAUGAAGCUCUCCAUCCUGUCCGUCCUUGGCUGUUCUCUGCUUGCAGAAGCGAGCUGGAGGAGGAACAUCAACUAUGGAUCCCCAUCUCACAACCAUCCAGGCCUUGGCCUGUCACUGCACAAAAUCAACAAGAGAAAUACGCCCGAGAAGGCAUUCACUGCGGAUCAACUCAACUUCACCCAUGGCGUGGCUUCUGGUGAUCCAUACCCCGAUAGCGUCAUACUAUGGACUCGCGUAGCGCCGAUGAACGCGGACGUGGCUAGCAACAAGACAGUGAGCGCAUACAUGCCUCUAUACAACCACGGCCCCAAUCAGACAGUGUCGACCGCUCCAGUCUGUGUCGAAUUCAAGGUGGCCAAGGAUUCGGACUUUGCGCACGUGGAAAGCAGUGGAAGAGCGUACACCUCAAGUGAUAUUGAUUACACUGUCAAGGUUGAGGCUUCAAACCUGACGGCAUGGACACGCUACUACUACCAGUUCAAUAUCUGUGGUAGCGAUAAGAAGAGUCCUCUUGGUCGCACCAAGACCACGCCUGACGAGAACGACUACGUCUCGAAGGUCGGCCUUGCUGUGUACUCUUGCAGCAACUUUCCAUUUGGUUUCUUCAACGCCUAUGGAAAUCCCGCCAGAAAGGACAGCGUCGAUUUCGUCCUUCACCUUGGUGACUACAUUUACGAGUACGCAGGCAAUGGCGAUUAUGGGUAUGGGUACAGCAUUGGCCGUAUUCCAGUUCCCGACAAGAUCAUCUACACCCUCGAUGACUACCGACAGAGACUUGCCACUUACCGCACCGACUUGGAUCUUUUACUCUCGCACCAGUCUUUCCCUUGGAUUCCGGUGUGGGACGACCACGAUGUCUCUGACAACACGUACCGCGACGGCGCUUCGGAGCUGAACAAUACCGAGGCUUCUUUCGUUAUGGACGGAGGAGUUUCUGUCGAUCAGCGCAAGAUGAAUGCAGUACGCGCAUAUUUCGAAUGGAUGCCAAUUCGUCAGGUUGAGAUGGACGACAAUCUCCGCAUCUGGCGUAGUUUCAAGAUCGGCUCCCUUCUCGAUCUGGUUAUGCUCGACACUCGUCAGUACGACCGCUCGAUCACUGAUCUGUACUGGAACACCGACUAUAUCCAUUCCAUCUCUAACGAUGCCGGGCGAUCGAUGAUGGGAAGUCGACAAGAGAACUGGUUCUACAACCAACUCGGUGAAUCUGCUAACCGUGGUGCGAGAUGGCGAGUCAUAGGUUCUCAGACCGUGUUCUCGAGAGUGAACGAGUCUGUUUCGUUCGGAAACACCAACCCCUUGGACUACGAUGCAUGGGAUGGAUACCAAGCGAACCGCAACCGCACAUUGAACUUCCUCACUCAGAACAAAAUCGGAAACAACAUCGUGAUCUCAGGAGACAGUCAUGCUUCUUGGGUGUCUGAUCUGGUCUGGCUUGAUCACACUGACUACUCUCCUUCAAAUGGCAACGGCGGUCUGGGCGUUGAGUUCGCCGGCUCUGCGGUCACCUCGCCCUGUCCAUAUGGCCAGAACAUCACUAUCAAGAGCGCGAACAAUUACAGCGACUGGCUGGUCGGCGCCAACCCAGAACUGCAGUGGAACGAUCUUUACUACAGAGGAUACUUUGAACUCCACCUCACCUACGAGGAGGUCAACGCUUCGUACUUUGGCCUGCCAACUGUUCAUACUCGCAACCCCCUCGAGAUUUCCAUUGCAAACUUCACCGUGAAGAGCGGCGCUAAUAAGUUGCAGAGACCUUUUGGGGUCGUAGAGAGUGGGAGUUUGAAGGGUGGGAAGAUUCUUCAGACUAAUCUUACUAAUAAUACUGCAAAUGGUGUCUGGGCUGUGGUCAAUGCCGCAAGGGAGGAGAUUUAGAGGAGAUGUAAUAUCUAUGGUAGUAAUGCGAAGUAAUGUAGACGAUUGGCGAAAAGUGUAUAGAGUAGAAUAUAUAACAGCUGUGAUUGUGCCUACCAGGUACGAAUGUUAUAC